Messenger RNA from Rhododendron vialii, 1738 nucleotides. RefSeq names its product probable ribosome-binding factor A, chloroplastic. NCBI's taxonomy places the organism in Eukaryota, Viridiplantae, Streptophyta, Magnoliopsida, Ericales, Ericaceae. Gene Ontology annotation, molecular function: ribosomal small subunit binding. The transcript is spliced from 3 exons. The coding region runs from base 163 to 870 and encodes 235 amino acids. Gene Ontology annotation, biological process: ribosome biogenesis; rRNA processing. The record is from RefSeq and is a predicted model, not a curated record.
GAACCACCCAUCCCAACGAUCCCAUCAUCUUCUCCUCUUCUCUCUCUGCCAUCUCAGAAAGAGCCCCAAAUUCGUCUAAGAAGAAAGCUACAGAACAAAUUUCGCACUUUAAUUUGGAAAAAAAAAAGGCGAAGAAGAAGAAGAUAGAGGAAAGAUUCUGUGAUGCCGCACCUUCUACUCCACCAUCCGCACCUGCAUCACGCACCGUUAACACCUCACCACCACCACCGCAGUCCUCUACCACGACCGCCUUCCACCACCAGUAUACUCCAAAGACGCUCGCUCACCGGAAAACCGCAUCCCCUAUGCGGCGUCGUUCUGCGCCCUCCUACGCCGCAGCUGAACAGAAAUGCGAGGGUUGUGAAGUGUAUGGCGAAUCCGAGGAGAGUGCAGAUGGUGGGGAAGCAGAUAUUGAGGGAGCUCUCCGAUAUGCUCCUCACUGAUAAGGUCAUCCAGUCCGCCGUCCUCCCUGAGGCGGCGCUUGGCGCGGAUCGUUAUAUCUCCUCCCUCACCACCAUCAGCGACGUCGAAGUCUCCUCUGAUUUGCAGGUGGUUAAAGUGUAUGUAUCUGUCUUUGGGGAUGAAAGAGGUAAGAAGGUCGCCAUAUCUGGGUUAAAAUCAAAGGUUAAGUAUGUUCGCAGCGCAUUAGCGAGGCGUAUGAAGUUGCGGCUGACUCCUGAGAUACGCUUUAUAGAAGACGACUCUAUAGAGCGAGGAAGCAGGGUGAUUGAGAUUCUCGAUAAGUUGAAAAAGGAGAGGAUGAAUGCAGAAGGUCAGGACGAUGACCAAUACGAUUCUGAUCUACCCGAUGAUGACAGUGAUUGGGAUGAUGAUGACCCUGAAGAUGAAGGCAUCAUUUAUGUAAAGUAGUUGCUCCCUUAUUUGCUCAGCAUUUGCUUCUGCCCUAUGUUGGCAAAAUGUUUCACUUCUUCACAGGUUUGUUUUUCCCUCAGUCUCAUAGAUAGGUGUCGCCAUUUUGCUUUUCUUUUCUUUCUUAGAGAACGUAAUUAUGAAUUAUGCAGCGAUUUUCAUCCCAUCGAGUUUGGAGUAUCUAUUUGCUUAUUCAACAAUUUCCUGGUAUUGUCAAUAUAUGGCCCAGACGUCAAAAUCUUUGCUUAAGCAACCUUUAUCUCUCGGGGGUUCUGAAACUAAAUCUGUACCUUAUCUUCAGCUGCAUCCUUGGAUCAGUUCACAUAUUUCAGCGCUACAUGAUGUACCAAUCUGAUACUUUGAGGAAUAAUUUGGAUAUUUAAAGAAGUGGAAUUGUUUCAAAUGUGGAGUUAUACUUCAUUCUAAACCAUAUCUAUUGUAAUGGUUCAUAGGAGUAUAGAAUGCAGGAAUUUUCUGACCAAUUAUGGGCGGCCUGGGUUGCCUUUCAUUUCCGCAAGGGAAGUAAUAAUGUCUAAAAAGAUUUUUGGUAUUUCUCCAACGAAUUUUUUUAUUAUUUGGUGGUUUUCAGUUGUCACUUUGCAGGUACUAUAUAAUACUUGUUUCGGAGCAAAAUCAAUCUGUUAAGUAUUACAGUGCCUUGUUUAUGCAGGUUACAAACACGAUUUGAAGUAUCUUCUCCAAAUUUCUGCUCUCAUCUGACACAGAAAUGUUUAAUCUUGGAUGACAUUUCUCAUGGAGAACGGGAAUCCUAUGUAACUUGCUGGUUAUUUCCUUCUUUUCACUUAGAAAUUGUAUAAAAUUCUGAAUUGAGUUGCAAUAUCCAAUUUCAAGCAAUGUGUUGACUUUC